This is a messenger RNA of Procambarus clarkii (red swamp crayfish), 1158 nucleotides long. RefSeq lists its product as uncharacterized. Lineage: Eukaryota; Metazoa; Arthropoda; Malacostraca; Decapoda; Cambaridae. The record is from RefSeq and is a predicted model, not a curated record.
CUCACACCAAAAUGGUCGCCAAGAUCCCGACGGUGGUGCUCCUGGUGGCCUCCGUGGCUGCAGCCCUCACUGUUGCAGACGCGUAUCCCCUCGGCUCCGGCAGCCAUAUUACAGAGGUAGUCGGUGUGGACGUCGACACAGGUCGGCGCUUCAACAGUGGUCGAGACCAUGGCGUCGGCGGGGCUGUUGUGGCAAGCGCUGGAGGAGGCUUCGGCGGCCUUGCUCUGGGAACUGCCCGCGGAGGAGCUCUCGCUGUCGUCGGAACUGACCGCAAAGGAAGUGGUCUUAAAGUUGGUAUAGUAGGUGGCCAUAGAGGAACCGGUUUAAGCGGUAGUCAUGGAGGUGGAGCUGUAGCUGGUGCUUUUGGAGGUUCAACUGCUGGAGGUGGCUAUGGAGGUGGUUAUGGAGGUGGUUAUGGAGGCGGUUUUGGAGGUGGUUUUGGAAGUCAAUCUGCCGGAGGCGGUUUUGGAAGCAGUGGCAUCUGUCGCAAUAGGUGCUAGAGCCAGCCAUACAGAGAUGAUGGUGGUCCUAUAAUCUGCAUCGAGAUAUUCAUUGAGUAACGGGACAGGAUUCUCCUCUGGACAUGAAACUAUGAACAUUGCGUCAUGCAGCAGACAGUCUAGAAAUUUAUGAGUAAUUAUGUACAUUUGGCUGUUGAUAAUUACUGGAAAGUAUGUAUAUUUGGUUAUUGAUAAUUACUAUAAAUUAUGUACAUCUGGUUGUUGGUAAUUAGUGAAUAUUUAACAUAACCGUAGACAGCCUAGUGUUUCAUUAACGAAUAGGCUGCCAAUAGCAUCUGUCAAGCUGGGCCUUAAUGUCCUUGUCAAAAUUGUCCUAAAUUUGAUAUAUUAUGUGUCAUGUUGACAGGUGUUGAUUAGUUAGUGUGUCUUUGGUCAUACAUGUUAAGAUAGGUAAACUUUUGUUUACAUUUUGAAUGUCAUUGUUGAUUACCAUUUUAUAACAUACUCAUGCGAGAGUUUUGUAUUUGGACGCAUCCAUGAUAUCCAAGAUUCAGUACAUAACUGCUGCUAAUUACAUGUUCGAAAAUUCAGAAAUGGCAAAAAUAUUUCUACCAGAAAUAUAUAUUAAAUAUAUACAUUAGUUUAAAGUUAUUUGAUUGUAUGUCUUAGUAUUACAUUUUAAUAAAUUUGCAUCAUA